UACCUCAUGUAGAACUUCCCCCUUCUUCGUCCUACUCCUCUUGCUCUCUCUCUUUUCUCGAAGUUCUUCUUGUUGGCUAGGUUCUUGAGGCUUCUUGAUCCCUUGAAGGAAGAUUUUAAUGCCAAAAUGGGUUUCUUGUUGGAGGAUCCUAGCUGUUGCUUGAUAGUAACCCAUGUCCUGUACAAAGCAGCUCUUAUAUUUGCAGUGAUGAGAUGGGUCUUGUCUUGGGCUUUCAGGCUCAGAGACAGAAUCACCAUGUCCUCCUCAUCUUCUUCUUCCUCCUCUGUUGAAACAGAGCACGCUCCCUCCGUUUCUUCCCAGAUGAUAAGAGACAAUCUGGUGCUGACCACCUAUGCGGAUGUCAUGGAGAGGCUGCCACAGAUCUGUGAAACGUGUGCAGUAUGCCUUAGCCAGCUGAGGGAGGACGAUGAAGUCAGGGAGCUGAGGAACUGUUGCCAUGUUUUCCACAGAGAAUGCAUUGACAGAUGGGUGGAUCAUGAUGGCCAUCAAGAUCAUGAUCAUGAAGAUAAUCACAAGUCUUGCCCGCUCUGUAGAGCCCCCUUGCUGACCCCCUCACAGAGCUCGGACUGGAGUAUGAACGAACCCAGUUGGGCUGUGGAGAGACUUCUCUAUCUUUUUGGGGAUGAUCUGCUUCUAUAGUUAUCUUGGAAUUUUUUUUCCUCUUCAUUUUUGACUUUUUUUGGAAGGCUUAGAGUAGAUGUGAUUACUGUGAUCUGUAAGUUUAGUCGCUAUAAUCGAAUUUAAUCUUUAUAUUGAAAUCAGCAAUCACUCACUACUGAUGUUCAAGAUUCUUGGUUCUUGUUAUUGUGGUUGGACCGGCUUGGGCUUUCUUGUGUACAUAAUCCAGAGUCACUUCUUCCUUUAGUAAAGUUUUGUGUUUCUUUUUUCAAA
Molecule: messenger RNA, 912 nt
Organism: Syzygium oleosum
Lineage: Eukaryota; Viridiplantae; Streptophyta; Magnoliopsida; Myrtales; Myrtaceae
Product: brassinosteroid-responsive RING protein 1
Exons: 1
Coding region: 127-660 (177 amino acids)
Biological process (GO): protein ubiquitination
Molecular function (GO): ubiquitin protein ligase activity
Source: RefSeq, a predicted model, not a curated record